CCCCUCCCACCCCCCAUCCUCCAAUCCCUCUCCCUCCCAAAGAACACAAAAGCAACCCUCUCAACAGCCAACCUCGGCUCCGGCUUCACCAGCACAGGGACAAUCCGCGCGCUCAUCCCAUCCCCAAGCAAUCCCGACCAAGAAGAAGAACGCCGCUACUUCGUCAAAACCUCCUCCAACGGCACCGCAGCCCAGGAAAUGUUCCGCGGGGAAUACGAGUCCCUGAACGCCAUUGCCAACGCUGUGCCGGGGUUCUGUCCGCGGGGGAUUGCGUGGGGUGCGCUUGAUGAGGGCGGGAAGACAUUUUUCCUAGUGACGGAGUUUCUUGAGCUCGGUGGUGGAAGAGCAGGGAAAGGAAAAGGGGAGAGGUCCCUCGCGCACAGGCUGGGAAAGCUCCAUUCUACACCUGCUAGCCCCGAUCCAAGCACCGGACGCCGUCGAUUUGGGUUUCCCGUGCCUACGUUCUGUGGGGAUACAAGGCAGGGGAAUACCUUCCACGACUCAUGGGCUGAGUUCUACGCCGAGGAGCGCCUGAUGAGUGUGUUGGGUAUUUCUGAGGAACGCAAUGGGAGGGGAGAUAAGGAGUUAAGGGGUAUGGUUGAGCGGACUGCUAGGGUGGUAGUGCCUGCUUUGUUGGGGGAUGGGCAUUUAGGUGGUGAAGCCGGGGUGGAACCUGUUGUUGUGCAUGGGGAUUUGUGGAGUGGGAAUGCGGACUGGGGGGUUAUUGUUGGUGGAAGUGGAUCUGGGGAUGCGGAUGGGGAUGCUGGUGGAGGGGGAGAUGUGGUGUAUGAUCCGUCGGCUUGCUACGCGCAUAGUGAGUUCGAGUUGGGGAUUAUGAGGAUGUUUGGCGGGUUUGGGAGUGGGUUCUUUGAGGAGUAUCAUCGGGUGGUGCCGAGGACGGAGCCCGUGGGGGAGUAUGAGGAUCGGGUGAGGCUAUAUGAGUUGUACCACCAUCUCAAUCACCAUGCUAUCUUUGGGGCUGGGUAUCGAUCUGGAGCUAUGGCGAUUAUGCAGAAGCUCAUUAAGAAGUAUGGGUCGGGUUGA
Aspergillus campestris IBT 28561 is the source of this 1044-nucleotide messenger RNA. RefSeq names its product putative fructosamine-3-kinase. NCBI's taxonomy places the organism in Eukaryota, Fungi, Ascomycota, Eurotiomycetes, Eurotiales, Aspergillaceae. The transcript is spliced from 2 exons. The record is from RefSeq and is a predicted model, not a curated record. The annotation marks the transcript as partial.